AUCUAUCCGAAAUACUCGACCGAUAUGACAGACAAGACAAUGUCUAGUGCAACUGUACACCUUAGCGUUCCUGGAGAUUGGAAACUUUGGUACAAGCAUAUGCUAGGAUAUGCAAAGGACAAGAAGGUAUCAGACUUCAUCAAUCUUGAUAAACCCGAUAUCUUCUCUGAACUAGAAGAACCUCUGGAACCUGAGUGUCCAGAAGAAGCCACCGCGGAGGCCAAGAUAGCAUAUGACAUCAAGGUCACUGCGUGGAAAAUCAAAUAUAUGAAAUAUGAAAAAAUGAAUGAAGGUAUGACAAAGAUACGAGAUGUCAUAUGGAGAACAGUGGAUGCCACAGAGCUACAACAUGUACGCAGCGAGAAUGAUGAUGUGAAGGAGAUUAUCCAUUCAUUAAGAGAUCGUCUCUCACCCACGACCGCGGACUAUCAAGAUGAUGUGAGAACCCGAUACCAUGAUCUCUGCAAAGCACCGAAAAACGGAGAUGAUAUCAAAGAGGCGGAUAUAGCUGGACAGUUCAACUUGAAGAAAGACUUCUUAAAUACAAACCUAGCUAUUGAUGCAGGAUAUGCACAAGCAUGGGCAAAGGAUGUCCGACGUGAUAAAGAUGUCAUAUCUUUGAUAGAGUUAGUUAAGGACUUCAAGGAACGGUAUAGGGAAAUGGGUAUUCUCAAAGGAGAUAAACCUAUGAACUUCACUACCCUUAAUGGAAGACCAGCGACAUUCGGAAACUGCAUCUGCGGAGCCCGUCACCGAUACACCCAGUGCUACUAUCUCAAUCCAUCAAGGAAGCCACCUGGAUGGAAGGAAAAUGGGGAGAAGAGAACUCAAAUCGAUCAAGCUCUUAAAAAUCAAGGAUUGAAGAGACGCGUUGAUCGUGCGAUAUCUAGAGAUUCAUCCACGAAUACGGAUAUGGUAGAUGCCAAUGAAGCAGUCAUAGGAGGAAUGGUUCUGAAGAAAUCAGUUCCUCAAUCUAUCGAACAUCAAUCUAUCGAUCAUCAAUCUAUCGAUCAUCAAUCUAUCGAUCAACAGAUCCGAAAAAUAUCAAUGAACUCUUCAAAUUCUCGCUCCUACCUCCGAAACUCCUGGAUCUUUGAUACUGGCGCGGAACAGCAUAUAUGCAAUAAUUGAACAUGUUUCCUAUCCUUUACACCUGCGAACGAGAAUGCGGAAGUCUAUACAGGUGAUUCCAGCACUAAAGUUGAAGGUUAUGGAACUGUUAGAACUAUCAUGAUAAAUGAAGCAGGAAAGCAGUUCAAUGUCAAACUCACCAACGCGGCUUACAUCCCGAAUUUCCAUACAAAUAUC
Molecule: messenger RNA, 1308 nt
Organism: Blastomyces dermatitidis ER-3
Lineage: Eukaryota; Fungi; Ascomycota; Eurotiomycetes; Onygenales; Ajellomycetaceae
Exons: 2
Coding region: 25-1131 (368 amino acids)
Source: RefSeq, a predicted model, not a curated record